AUGCGCGGCGUUGCGGCGCAGCUGGCCGCGCGCCCGGGGCGUGUGCGCCACUUUCGGACGUGGCGCCGCGCGCUGGCCGAGCAGCGCGAUGUCGAUCGCGAGAUGCGCCAUGCAUGGCAGGCGCCGCCAGCGAGUGCGUGGACGCCGCCCGAGGACGCGCCACAGCGCGUGCGACGCGCCACGCUCGAGCGCCUCUUCCAGGCGUGGGAGGCGCGACCGGGCGCGGCCACGCUGCAUGACGAGCUGCCUCCCAGCGAGGACGGCGGCGACGACAUGGAGCGACACGAGCUCCCCGUCGAUGCGCCGCCCCUAGACCAGCUGCCCAUGCCGCCCGACGACUGGAUCGACGACGCGGCGAACGAGGCCGAGCGGGGGGGGCCGGAGGAGGCGCUCCCCAGUGAUAUCGCGGCGCUCUUCCUGGCGGAUCCGGACGCAGCUCUCGAGGCCGGCGCCGCGCGCCGCCGGGAAGAGGCGCCCGAGGCGCUGGCCCCCGAGACGCCGGUCGCACCUGCCGCGCCGACGUCGCACACGCCACGCCGUGGCGUGCGCGACCAGUACGACUGGCGCCUCGUCGCCGUGUCGCAGCAGGGCGUCGCCCUCCCGGGCCACACGUACACGCACCUCGUGGGCCCCGCCUGGGACGCGGACCAGUGGGCGUGGGUGCGGCGCAAGCCGCCGCAGUCGCUGCUGCUGCGCGCGGCGCACAGGGCCGCGCGCGCGGUCCACCGUGCGCCGCACGACCCCGGGCACGAGACGAGCGCGAUGCGCGCGCUGACCCUGGGCGCGCGGCAGUACCAACAGCACUGGCGGCGCGUCCUGUCGUACGAGCGCGCGCACCAUGAAGAUGAGCUGCAUGAGCAGCGCUCGCGGCCGCUCCAUGAGCUCGUGGCGCUGGGGCUCGCGGUGCCUGGCCUCAUGGCAUUCUGGCAGACGGGCCGCCACUUUGGGCGCCGCGUCGGCGUAUUCAAGCUGCCCGGCUCGCGCCGCCUGCCGCGGCACAAGCUCCAGCCCGGCUCGGUCGUGGACCUGUGCCCGGAGGACGCGCCGCCCGACUGGCUCCGGAUGGCGCGGCGCAAGGCGUCGGCGGUCGAUGCCGCGGCAGAGACGCUCGCGGGCGGCGCGCCGGGCGCGCCUGAGCGCGUGGUGCGUGUGCCGGCCGAGGUCAUCGAUGUGACGCCCACGCAGGUGCGCGUGCGGUUCAGCGAGGCGUGGGAGCACCUCGACUUGGGCCUCUUUGAGCGCUGGCGGCUGGACCGCGGCGAGAGCAACGUGACGAACGAGCGCACGGAGGCGGCGCUCGAUGCCAUGCUGUACGAGCCGGACGACGUGGUGCGUGCGGGCACGCCGCAGCGGCGGUACGCGCUCGCCGGCACGACGCUGCGCGACGUGCUGACGGGCCAGGCGUCUGUCACGGGCCCGGGGCUCUUUGCACAGGACCAGCGCAUCCACAGCUGGUGCGAGCGGUACGCGCGCGCGCGGCCGGUGCGGGUCGAGGGCGACCCGGAGCUGGGCCUCAACCGGAGCCAGCUGCGCGCCGUCGCGAUGAUGCUGCGCGAGCGCGUGAGCCUCGUGCAGGGGCCGCCUGGCACCGGGAAGACGCGCACGCUCGUGCAGGCGGUGCGCCUGCUCAAGCAGCACUUCCAGGUGCCGCACCCCGUGCUGCUCGCGGCGCACACGAACGUGGCCGUGGACAAUCUGGUCGAGGGCUGCGUGCGCGCGGGCCUCACGGUCGUGCGCGCUGGCUCGUCGACGGCGGCGCGGGCGAGUGUGGCGGACCACACGCUGGACGCGCACCUCGCGCGGCACGCGAGUGCGCCGGCGCUCGCCGAGGCCGAGGCAGCGCUGAAGGAGUCUCAGGCGACGCGCGAGGCGCUGGAAGCGGCGCUGCGGCAGGGCCAGGCGGACAAGGCGAUGCAGGAGCGCGCGGUGCGUGUGCGGCGCGCGAUCGCGCACCUCACGGCGCGGUGCCACGUCCUGCGGCAGCGCAUGUACGCGGAUGUGCUGCACCGCGCGGACGUUGUGUGUUCGACGGCGAUUGCGGCGGGGUCCGCGCAGCUGAACGCGAUCGACUUUCCGCUCGUGUUCCUGGACGAGGGGUCGAUGGCCACGGAGCCGAUCGCGCUGAUCCCGCUGAUGAAGGGGUGCGCGCAGCUCGCGCUGGUCGGCGACCACAAGCAGCUGCCGCCCGUGCUCCAGAGCACCGCGGCGCGGCGGGCGGGGCUCUCGACGAGUCUGUUCGAGCGCCUGAUCCGCGGCGACACGGUGCCGGGCGCCGCGCAUGCGCGGUGCGCGGUGCCCUCGACGAUGCUGGACGUGCAGUUCCGCAUGCACCCCCUGCUCGCGCGCUUCCCGAACGUGCACUUUUACGACGGCGCGCUGCGCGAUGCGCCGUCGACCGAGUCGCUCGGUGCGUACGACAGCGUGUUUGCCGCGUACGACGCGAUGGACGAGCCGCUGCCGCUGACGCUGUUGACGCAUGCGCCGGUGGCGUCGAGCAGCUCGGCGGUGGGGGCGUGGACGCGGACGAGCGGGGCGUCGCCGUACAACCCGCUGCAGGCGGACCUGUGCCUCGAGCUCGUGUGUGACCUGCUCGAGCGGAAUCCGACGCUGCGCGGCGCGGACAUUGGGAUUGUCACGCCGUACGAGGCCCAGGUGCGGCUCCUGCAGCGCAUGCUGGCGGCCGGCGAGUCGCUGGCUACGGGGGGCGACGCGAUGGCGUCGACGGUGCCGCAGCUGAGCGAGGAUGCGCUAGAUACCCUGGCGGCGAUGGACGCGCGGCGCGCGAGCGAGCUGAGCGCGAUCGAGGUGCACACGGUCGAUGGCUUCGAGGGGCGCGAGAAGCCGGUGAUGGUCUUUAGCACGGUCAAAGCGAGCGGCGGCUCCGUCGAGGGCACCGCCGCCCUGCACUGGGCGCGCGAGCGGCCGAGCGAGGCGGCGGCCGCGCGGCUCGAGAGCCUGCCGCGCGAGCGCGGGGGCUUCAUCGGGUUCCUCGCGGACCGGCGGCGCAUGAAUGUGGCCCUGACGCGGGCGCAGCGCCAGCUGUUCGUGGUCGGCAACCUCGAGACGCUGCUCUGCGCGCGGCUGGGCGACCAUGGCGCGGAGCACAUCGAGUGCAGCGACGUGCAUGUGGUGCGCAAGUACGCGCGCUGGCUGCUCGCGCACGGGCACGUCGUCGACGUGCAGCAGGUGCGCGACCGGCAACUGGAGGGCUGGCGCCGUAGAUGA
This is a messenger RNA of Malassezia sympodialis ATCC 42132, 3225 nucleotides long. RefSeq lists its product as uncharacterized. Gene Ontology annotation, molecular function: 5'-3' DNA helicase activity. The record is from RefSeq and is a predicted model, not a curated record. NCBI's taxonomy places the organism in Eukaryota, Fungi, Basidiomycota, Malasseziomycetes, Malasseziales, Malasseziaceae.